Penicillium samsonianum is the source of this 1584-nucleotide messenger RNA. RefSeq lists its product as uncharacterized. The coding region runs from base 1 to 1584 and encodes 527 amino acids. The record is from RefSeq and is a predicted model, not a curated record. NCBI's taxonomy places the organism in Eukaryota, Fungi, Ascomycota, Eurotiomycetes, Eurotiales, Aspergillaceae. The transcript has a single exon.
AUGGAUAUAUGGGAACUUAGUGCAUCAGGGGCCAUGAUGCCCAUGUCUUCAACUCAAGUCUGCUCACGCGCGGCUAUUGCUGCGCCUGAGCUCCCAGGGGCGGAGAUCCUGGAAAUGACCGUAGCGCAAGUUCGCGAUUACUCCGCCUCGACUGGCGAAGUUUGGGACACAGCUCCUCUGGAUAUCGCGGGCCUCGACGUCUGUAACUUGACCGUUACCUACACCCAUCCUGGAUGGAACGAUACGAUCCACGUCGAGACCUGGCUCCCGCUGUCUGGAUGGAAUGGGAGGUUUCAAGCCGCCGGUGGCGGAGGAUGGGUGACUGGCUCUACUCAGGGACUUGCCAUUCGGGCCUUCCAGGGGUAUGCCGUCAGUAUAACCGACGGUGGCCAUGCUGCCGAUAGUCGUCCUGACGAGUGGGCGUUGAACGUAGAUGGGUCGGUGAACCUCCAUUUGCUGGAGGAUUUCGCAUCCCUCGCCCUGCACGAACUGGCCGUUAUUGGUAAAUCCAUCACGACUUCGUUUUACGGUAUACCACCUGCGUACUCAUACUGGAACGGCUGCUCAACUGGCGGCAGACAGGGCCUCAUGCUCGCGCAACAAUUCCCAGAUGACUUCGAUGGAAUCGUGGCGGCAGCCCCGGCCAUCAACUGGCCAGAGUUCAUCACCGCUGCAUUCUGGCCGCAGCUCUUGAUGAAUCAGAUGAAUGUCUAUCCGGAACUCUGCGAGUUUAAUGCCCUCCGAGAUGCAGCUAUCCAAGCCUGCGAUGGCCUUGACGGUGUCAGGGAUCGGGUGCUGUCCGCCCCGGGCGUAUGCGAUUUCGAUCCGCUCUCGGUAGUUGGACAGCCAUAUGACUGCAAUGGUGUCCUGCACACGAUCACAAAGGAGGCCGCCAUUCUAGCGUAUCAGGUCUGGAAGGGCCCUAUUGGGCCUGAUCAAUCCCAGAGAUGGUACGGGCUGAACUAUGACGCGACCUUCAAGAGUCACUCACAGGUAGAAUGUAACACUCACGAGGGCGUGAAGCGCUGCAGCGGCCGCCCCUUUAAGAUCCCCGAGGAAUGGCUGCGUCUCUUCGUGCUCAACGACCGCGAAUUCGACCUUACCACGCUCUCCUUUGAACAGUACGAUGCCCUCUUUAACAAAUCCAAAAUCAAGUACGACCACAUCAUCGGGACCGCAAAUCCAGACCUGUCUGGAUUCCGCGCCGCCGGUGGCAAAAUGAUCACAUGGCAUGGAUUGGCCGAUGGAGCCAUCUUCCCCAACGGAACGUCGCACUAUUACCAGGAGGUGCUGGAGAGGGAUCCUGCAGCCGCCGAGUUUUAUCGCUAUUUCGAGAUUCCCGGGGCAGCACACUGCCAGGCGUCAACUUCUGGUGGCCCAUACCCGCAAGACGUUCUGGAGAGCUUGAUUGCGUGGGUGGAAGAGGGAAAGGCACCGGAGACGCUGAGGGGGGAGUGGAAGGAUCCAGCUACACAGUCUACGUUGAUGAGGAGAGAGCUUUGUCAGUGGCCGCUGGUGGCUCGAUAUGUUGGGGGUGAUAUCACUCAGGCGACAUCGUAUACGUGUGAUGCCCAUUUUUGGUAG